AUGAGGCUCUACCUGCUCCCCGUCUCCACGCGGCGCACGCUCCUCUACGCCAACCGCCUCAACGCCGCCUCGCACGACGGCAGCCUCGUCGACCGCGGCGCCGCCUUCGCCGCGCGGAAAUGGGCGCAGUGGGAGAAGAUGGAGCGCGGCUGGCAGCGCAAGGUCGUCGACUACGGCAACCAGGCCUUCCGGCGCAUUCCCUUUGAGGAGUGGGGGCUCAAGUCGGUGCCGCCGCUGUCGGCUCGGCGCCGCGACGACGAGCUGCGGGGCCGCGAUCCCGUCCAGCUGGUGUUCCCGCCGGCUGCCAUCCCGGGGCACAAGGCGGAGGGGGUGGUGCGGCGGUUGGCGACGGAGAGGCAGGCGCUGCACCGGCAGAGGCUGAUAUGGUGCUUUGUGGGCAUGCCUAUAACGGCGCCCUUGGGCUUGGUGCCUCUAGUCCCCAACCUCCCCUUCUUCUAUCUCGUCUACCGCGCCUGGUCCCAUUGGCGAGCCAUCAACGGCGGCAAACACAUCCAAUGGCUCCUCCAACACAACCUCCUCCACCUCGCCCCCUCCAAAGAGCUCGACCAGCUAUACACAAAGGACGGCCAGGCCCCCGCCGACGAGCCCGGCGGCAAGGAGCAGAUGCUCAUCACCCAGAAGCAGAUCCAGGACUUUUCGGAAACCCUCGACCUGCCGGCCGUCGAGAUUGAGCUGGAGAGGGCCAUCUGGCAGGUUGAGCGCGCACUG
Messenger RNA from Trichoderma virens Gv29-8, 729 nucleotides. RefSeq lists its product as uncharacterized. Gene Ontology annotation, cellular component: mitochondrial inner membrane. The transcript is spliced from 2 exons. Gene Ontology annotation, biological process: proton transmembrane transport; potassium ion transport. NCBI's taxonomy places the organism in Eukaryota, Fungi, Ascomycota, Sordariomycetes, Hypocreales, Hypocreaceae. The annotation marks the transcript as partial. The record is from RefSeq and is a predicted model, not a curated record.